AUGAUAAAUCUGCUUCCAAUCAUUUUUUCCAUUCUGGUAAUGGUACAAUUUAUUCUUGGAAAUUUUUUCAAUGGCUUCAUAGCUCUGGUGAACUUCAUUGACUGGAUCAAGAGACAAAAGAUCUCCUUAACUGAUCGAAUUCUCACUGCUCUGGCAGUCUCCAGAAUUGGUUUGCUCUGGGUACUAUUAAUAAAUUGGUAUGCAACUGUGUUUAAAAGAGAUUUCUAUAAAGCAGAAGUAAGAAUUUUUGUUAUUAUUUCCUGGACAGUGACCAACCAUUUUAGCUUAUGGCUUGCUACUAUGCUCAGCAUAUUAUAUUUGCUCAAGGUUGCCAAUUUCUCUAACUAUAUUUUUCUUCAUUUAAAGAGGAAAGUUAAGAAUGUAAUUCUGGUCAUAUUGUUGGGGACUUUGGUAUUUUUAGUUUGUCAUCUUGUGGCAGGAACCAUGAAUGUGAGUAUGCGGCCAAGACAACAUGAAGGAAAUGUGACUUGGAAAACUAAACUGAGGGACGUUAUACACCUUUCAACUGUGACCGUUGCCACGCUAGUAAUCUUCAUACCUUUUACUGUGUCUCUGAUAUCUUUUCUGUUGUUAAUCUAUUCCCUGUGUAAACAUCUCAAGAAGAUGCAACUCCACGGCAGAGGAUCUCAAGAUACCAGCACCGAAGUUCACGUAAAAGCUUUGCAAACUGUGAUCUCCUUCCUCUUGCUAUUUGUUAUUUACUUUUUGUCUCUAGUCACAUCUUUUUGGAAUUCUGACAGAGUGUCACAGAGACCAGUCCUCAUACUCUGCAAGGCUUUUGGAAUCGUCUACCCUACUAGUCACACAUUUUUUCUGAUUUGGGGAAACAGGAAACUGAAACAGACCUUUCUUUCAGUUUUGUGGCAGUUGAAGUGCUGGCUGAAAGGACAGAAACUUUCAAUGACUUAG
Molecule: messenger RNA, 930 nt
Organism: Tupaia belangeri chinensis (Chinese tree shrew)
Lineage: Eukaryota; Metazoa; Chordata; Mammalia; Scandentia; Tupaiidae
Product: taste receptor type 2 member 20-like
Exons: 1
Coding region: 1-930 (309 amino acids)
Biological process (GO): sensory perception of taste; detection of chemical stimulus involved in sensory perception of bitter taste; G protein-coupled receptor signaling pathway
Cellular component (GO): membrane
Molecular function (GO): G protein-coupled receptor activity; bitter taste receptor activity
Source: RefSeq, a predicted model, not a curated record